AUGUUCCUCAGUGCCUCCAUAGACCAGCUCAAUACACAAAUGCAUACCGCACUAUCUAAUGGCCGUUCAUCUACGUCCUCUUCUUCCACCCAUGACACAAAUUCCACCUCUGGUUCCAGUCGCACCGGCACCAGCCUCGACACCCAUUCCACCUCUUCCACCUCCUUUACUUCAAAUUCAAGCUUCGCCUCUGGCACCCUCAAAUCCCACAAUCGACCUUCCAACUUGACCAUCACCGCCAUAGGCUCUCCACCCCCCAAUAGCAACUCCCCACCGUCCGAAUCUUCUCGGCCUGCCUCUCCCUCUCUUCGCAAACCCGGAUUUUCACCGCCAAAUACGCAUCAUAACGGGAAUGGAAAUGCCAAUCAUGCACCAGCUCAUCCGAGUGGUUUGCGAGCACAGAUAGCACAUCUCCUUCCUCGUCAUGCUCUCUUCCAUGUCCGGCUUACCAUACACCAGCUCAGCAGCGUACCAUUUGUCAGCGGUGAAUUUGGCGUUCGGUGGAAAUUCAAGGGAGUGUCUACCCCAGGGAGGGGUGGGAUUUUAGGGAAGGUUAGGGGCAAGGGUAAAAUAAAGGCGCGAAAAGGAACGAAAGACGUAGAUGGUGACAAACAGGGAGAGGCGAACGGAAAGGGGAAAGAUAAGGACAGUGACACAGAUGGAGGGGGGCGGGACACAGCUAGCAUUAUAGACACAUCAUUAUCCGAAGCACACAGCAUCGCCAACAGCACUCCCUCAAGAGAUUCGCACUUCACAAUACCCUCCGUCGUCGUGUCCGCCAACAGCCCCAUAUCGCCUCCACUACACAACCCAAGGGCGGUGAGCUCUGCAUCGACCGCCAGUACAUCCUCCUCAUCUUGUCGUUCCGUAAAUAUGACGAGUACUGGUCCUAAUACACAUCCAUACGCACAAUAUCUCUCCGCCGAAUGGCUACCACAGUCCUAUCUGGACUCACAACGCGAUACUCUCCCCACACCAUCACUUGCCGCCACCACGCCACCCUCUUCCUACGUUGGUGCCAAAGGCCAGACGUCUUUCGUGCACCUCAAGGACCACAACAUUAUCUGGGAACGAACUCUGGAUGUCGUCCUGCAAAUGGGCAUCGGUAGGGAAACCAAUGAGCUGGCUGAUUGCGAAGCCAAACUUGUCGUUGUUCAGCGCGUUAUCCCAGGUGAUCCAGAUGCACCGCAGAAUCCGCGUCUUGGCGCAGUUUACCUCAAUCUCGCUCAGUACGUAGAUGCAGGAUCUGUUACAAGGCGAUACCUCCUCCGCCAAAGUAAAACCAACGCCACCCUAAAACUCACGAUCCAACUCGAACAAGUCGGUGGCGAAUCCUCCUUCACGGCACCUCCUCUUCCAAAGGGCGAGAUCCUAGGUGGCGUAGCAGGCCUAUUAGAGAACGACGUGUAUCGCACGCGUCCUCGCAUGCUUGACCUGUACGAUCGCUGCUCCUCGGACUCCUCGCUCUCCUCCGCUUCGUCCGCCAGUGGCGCCUCGAAACGAAAGAAGAGAAAGAAACCAUUCGACGUGGCGCGCCUGCCGCAUACGCGUGGGCCUAGGGGCACGGAGAGCAUGAUCGAUGCUCUGUUCAACCCUCAUCCGUCGACUUUGAGAAAGGUGACGCCGUUCACGUAUUUUACAGAACCGCAGUCGUGGCGUGAUGGCGCGAAUACCGUACACCCGUCGAAACAAGGUGACGAUGGUGACGACGACCACGGCGAAGAGGACGAGGAGAACUAUGGUCGCCCUGGCGAGGGCGACAGCUGGAAUGACACCACGCGAGAGUCGUCUUACGCCGACUCUCUCGAGGGACCCGGAGAAUCCGAGAGCGACUACGCGAGCAUGUACACCGCCCCUGCCUCUGCGUCCGCCUCCGUUUUGUCGUUGCGCAGCAUGCGAUCGAUGAGAUUUCCAGGUGGUCACCAUCAUCGUGUGGAGAAGGAGGCGUCGAGUGCGAGUGGUGUUGAGGACAAACCACGGUCUUGGUGGCGCAAGAUUGGGAUGCUUCGUCCUGGGACGCCUACGGGGGGCGCUGCGCCGCCGUUUUCUACAUGAGGCUUGUUUUUGUCACUCGUCGCUGGGAUGGCGGCGGGUGAGGGGUGUUGAUACUAACGGAUUUUUUUGCCUUUUUCUUUUUUUUUUUUUCUUUUCCUCUUUCUUUGGUUGUUUUUUUUGCUUAUAUCUCAUCUUCUUCAUUGCAU
This is a messenger RNA of Serpula lacrymans var. lacrymans S7.9, 2201 nucleotides long. RefSeq lists its product as uncharacterized. Bases 1 to 2055 code for a protein of 684 amino acids. The transcript is spliced from 3 exons. The record is from RefSeq and is a predicted model, not a curated record. Lineage: Eukaryota; Fungi; Basidiomycota; Agaricomycetes; Boletales; Serpulaceae.